This is a messenger RNA of Bubalus bubalis (water buffalo), 2428 nucleotides long. RefSeq names its product ATP binding cassette subfamily E member 1 (gene ABCE1). The transcript has 18 exons. Lineage: Eukaryota; Metazoa; Chordata; Mammalia; Artiodactyla; Bovidae. Bases 172 to 1971 code for a protein of 599 amino acids. Gene Ontology annotation, biological process: translational termination; translational initiation; ribosomal subunit export from nucleus. Gene Ontology annotation, molecular function: ATP binding; iron ion binding; ribosomal small subunit binding. The record is from RefSeq and is a predicted model, not a curated record.
UUGUGGCAUGCGUGAGGCGGCGGCUGGGCACCGCCAUUUUGGCCGGUGGCCGCAGGAACACGCUGUGUGGCUGAGAAGUGAAAAGCAAGCGCCGAUUUGAUCUCUGCGUUCCCCUCCGCAAGGGGAAUCUGUUUCUCCAGAGGAACUGGAUAUUCUUACUUCCUUAGAAUCAUGGCGGAUAAAUUAACAAGAAUUGCUAUCGUCAACCAUGACAAAUGUAAACCUAAGAAGUGUCGGCAGGAGUGCAAGAAGAGUUGCCCUGUGGUUCGGAUGGGAAAAUUAUGCAUAGAGGUUACCGCCCAGAGCAAAAUAGCUUGGAUUUCUGAAACUCUUUGUAUUGGCUGUGGUAUUUGUAUUAAAAAAUGCCCCUUUGGCGCCUUAUCAAUUGUCAAUUUACCAAGCAACUUGGAAAAAGAAACAACACACCGAUAUUGUGCCAAUGCCUUCAAACUUCACAGGUUGCCUAUUCCUCGUCCGGGUGAAGUUUUGGGAUUAGUUGGAACUAAUGGUAUUGGAAAGUCAACUGCUUUAAAAAUUUUAGCAGGAAAGCAAAAGCCAAACCUUGGGAAGUAUGAUGAUCCACCUGAUUGGCAAGAAAUUCUGACUUACUUCCGUGGAUCUGAAUUGCAAAAUUACUUUACCAAGAUUCUUGAAGAUGACCUAAAAGCCAUUAUCAAACCUCAGUACGUAGACCAGAUUCCCAAGGCUGCAAAGGGGACAGUGGGGUCUAUUUUGGACCGAAAAGAUGAAACAAAGACACAAGCAAUUGUAUGUCAGCAGCUUGAUUUAACCCAUCUGAAAGAACGCAAUGUUGAAGAUCUUUCAGGAGGAGAGUUGCAGAGAUUUGCCUGUGCGGUCGUUUGCAUACAGAAAGCUGAUAUUUUUAUGUUUGAUGAACCUUCUAGUUACCUAGAUGUCAAGCAGCGUUUAAAGGCUGCUAUUACUAUACGAUCUCUAAUAAAUCCAGACAGAUAUAUCAUUGUGGUGGAGCAUGAUCUAAGUGUAUUAGACUAUCUCUCUGACUUCAUCUGCUGUUUAUAUGGCGUACCAAGUGCUUAUGGUGUUGUCACUAUGCCUUUUAGUGUAAGAGAAGGCAUAAACAUUUUUUUGGAUGGCUACGUUCCAACAGAAAACUUGAGAUUCAGAGAUGCAUCACUUGUUUUUAAAGUGGCUGAGACAGCAAAUGAAGAAGAAGUUAAAAAGAUGUGUAUGUAUAAAUAUCCUGGAAUGAAGAAAAAGAUGGGAGAGUUUGAGUUAGCGAUUGUAGCUGGAGAGUUUACAGAUUCUGAAAUCAUGGUGAUGCUGGGGGAAAAUGGUACUGGUAAAACGACAUUUAUCAGAAUGCUUGCUGGAAGGCUUAAACCUGAUGAAGGAGGGGAAGUUCCAGUUCUAAACGUCAGUUAUAAGCCACAGAAAAUCAGUCCCAAAUCAACCGGAAGUGUUCGCCAGCUACUACAUGAAAAGAUCAGAGAUGCUUACACUCAUCCACAGUUUGUGACUGAUGUAAUGAAGCCUCUGCAAAUUGAAAACAUCAUCGAUCAAGAGGUGCAGACAUUAUCUGGUGGUGAACUGCAGCGAGUAGCAUUAGCUCUUUGUUUGGGCAAACCUGCUGAUGUCUAUUUAAUUGAUGAACCAUCCGCAUAUUUGGAUUCUGAGCAAAGAUUGAUGGCUGCUCGCGUUGUCAAACGUUUCAUACUCCAUGCUAAGAAGACAGCCUUUGUUGUGGAACAUGACUUCAUCAUGGCCACCUACCUAGCAGAUCGAGUCAUUGUUUUUGACGGUGUUCCAUCCAAGAACACAGUUGCAAACAGUCCUCAAACCCUUUUGGCCGGCAUGAAUAAAUUUUUGUCUCAGCUUGAAAUUACAUUCAGAAGAGACCCAAACAACUACAGGCCAAGAAUAAACAAGCUCAAUUCAAUCAAGGAUGUAGAACAAAAGAAGAGUGGAAACUACUUUUUCUUGGAUGAUUAAAGUGAAUCGGAGAAUAUUGAUAAGCCAUUUAUUAAGAGAAACAUUUAUUGGGAUUUUUGUCAUAUAAAAUUUAAAUCAGGUGUUAUACACCACAUGCUCUAGAGCUUGAAGUAUAAUUUACUUACUGUAACAUCAAAAGCCAGUUGUGUUGUAAAUUGUCUGAAUACAGAAAAUGCCACUUUUCUGAUCUUGAUGAUAGAACCCUUUUUGUGCAUAACAUUCUAAAAUGAAGACAUUUCAAGCUAUACAAAUUACCUCCAGGUUUCCAUAAUGUAUAGGAAGAUUUUCAGUAGGUUUAUUAUAUAUUCAUGUACCAAAUGCUGAGCAGUGUUGCCCCGUUUAAAAAUCUUGAAAAAGGUUUCUGCACUACAUGGUUUGCCAAGUAUGCAAUUAUAAUGAAACUGCCCUUAUUUUAAAAUCCAAUUGAUUACUUCACUGAUUAAAUUUGAUAAACAAA